AUGUCGCAUUAUCGAGACUAUAAAAGAGGACUAGCGAAGGAGCUCUCUGAGCCGCUCGACAAUAUGAUGAACAACGGCCACAUGAGAGAGUCGAGGACCGGCACGGCUGUCCUGGACGAUAUCGAGGUCGACGUUUUCGUUGCAUUCUGCGAGUUUGCCUACAAGGGGUCUUAUACCACUCCUGAUAUUGUGGUACCAGAGACAGAAUCUCCCGGGGAACCGUUGAAACCGUUAAAGAACGGAGACGCUCAAAAUGACGCUGGAGAUGCGCACACACAUGUUCAUAGUCACGGAGUUGUGGCUGAACCGGUAUCUUCUCCUCCGCCGGAUAUCAUCGAAGUUGAAAAUGAGGUGUUUGAUAGCUGGGUCACGGGACACCGAGGAGGCAAGAAGAAGAAAAAGAAGACAUCCAGUUUCGUCGAAUGGAAUGAAGUGCCGCAACCUGAACCAGAACGCGUCACAGAGCGACUCUGGAAGUCGUUCAAAGCCCAGAAGGUUGUAGAGCCAAGCACACCGGCGCCGCCGGACAGGUCGCCGGUGCUGACCUUCCACGCGAAAGUAUACGAUUUCGCUACCAGGUACCUCAUCCAGCCGCUGCAGGAUCUCAGUCUCAGCUACCUGUAUCACGACAUGUGCCAGUUCCCCGUGACGGAGGAGAACCUGUGGGACAUCUUUGAUCUAGUGCAGUACACAUACGACCACACCAACAGGGACGACCCCUCGGGGUCACUGCUGCGAGGGCUGGUCGCCCACUAUAUAGCCAGCAAAGCGGACGUGCUCGUCCACGAUGAUCGAAUGGCGCUUAUCUCUGGAGAAGCGGGUCAAGAUCUGGUGCGUCUGUUGGUAGAAUGA
Messenger RNA from Rasamsonia emersonii CBS 393.64, 852 nucleotides. RefSeq lists its product as uncharacterized. Lineage: Eukaryota; Fungi; Ascomycota; Eurotiomycetes; Eurotiales; Trichocomaceae. The record is from RefSeq and is a predicted model, not a curated record. The transcript has 2 exons. The coding region runs from base 1 to 852 and encodes 283 amino acids.